Linum tenue is the source of this 1911-nucleotide messenger RNA. NCBI's taxonomy places the organism in Eukaryota, Viridiplantae, Streptophyta, Magnoliopsida, Malpighiales, Linaceae. The record is from the annotation of a GenBank genome assembly.
CUCUGUUCUUUCUUUCCCCUGUUUUGUGGCGACUAGCGACUGGCGAGAUGCAAAGCAAAGCAACUGUCUUGUUGUUUUGCUGAUUGUGGUGUGGACUGUGGAUGUUCUCAGCGGCGGGCGGGAAACGGGAAGAAUGAUGAGAGGUUGUGAUUAUUUGACUUAUCCCCAUUGAAUGUUUUGAAAAGACUGAAACAGAAGAAGAUCAUGGACUGUGGUUCAGAUAAAAGAACUGCGUCUAAAUUUUCCCCAGAUUUCAGCAUACCCAGAAAAGGGCGCUGGGGAAAAAGAAGAAGAGGAGAUCACCCUAAAAACCCAUGGCGAGAAUGGUUUCAUUACAGCAACAAGCCACGCACCCUGGUUUCUCUCUUCUCACUUCUUCCCUCUCUGAUUUCAAUGGCGCUCGCCUCCAUUCUCAGCUCCAGUUCAAGAGGAAGAUGGGUCUGCAAAACAGAGGAGCAUUGCAGGUCAGUGCCUCCAACAGCUCCAAGAACAUUCUGAUCAUGGGUGGCACUCGAUUCAUUGGUAUCUUCUUGUCAAGACUUCUUGUUAAAGAAGGCCAUCAGGUGACGUUGUUUACUAGAGGGAAGGCACCGAUUGCCCAGCAAUUACCAGGCGAAUCAGACCAGGAUUUUGCUGACUUCUCAUCUAAGAUAUUGCAUUUGAAAGGAGAUAGGAAAGACUCCGACUUUGUGAAGACCAGCCUCUCAGCCAAAGGCUUCGAUGUUGUCUAUGAUAUCAAUGGACGUGAGGCUGUUGAAGUUGAACCCAUCAUAGAAGCUCUACCAAACCUAGAACAGUUUAUUUACUGCUCUUCUGCUGGAGUCUACCUGAAAUCUGAUCUCUUACCCCAUUCUGAGGUGGAUGCGGUUGAUCCCAAGAGCAGGCACAAGGGGAAGCUCGAGACAGAGAGCUUCCUAGAAUCGACGGGAGUCAACUGGACAUCUAUAAGGCCAGUCUACAUCUAUGGACCUCUAAACUACAACCCUGUGGAGGAAUGGUUCUUCCACCGAUUGAAGGCUGGUCGCCCCAUCCCAAUUCCCAACUCCGGGAUCCAAAUGACCCAGCUUGGCCAUGUCAAGUUUUAUGAAACAAAUGAUUCAUGGCUUGUUAAUAUACAGGAUUUAGCAACAGCAUUCGUUACGGUGCUUGGGAAUGAAAAGGCCAGCAAGGAAGUGUUCAACAUAUCUGGUGAGAAGUAUGUAACGUUUGAUGGGUUGGCUAGAGCAUGCGCCAAGGCUGGUGGGUUUCCAGAGCCCGAGCUUGUUCAUUACAACCCGAAGGAGUAUGAUUUUGGGAAGAAGAAGGCAUUCCCAUUCCGCGACCAGCAUUUCUUUGCGUCAAUCGACAAGGCGAAACAUGUUCUUGGCUGGAAGCCGGAGUUCGACCUGGUAGAGGGUCUGACGGAUUCGUACGAGCUAGAUUUCGGGAGGGGGACAUUCAGGAAAGAGGCUGAUUUCUCGACGGACGACAUCAUCCUUGGGAAGUCUCUUGUCACGGCAUAGAAGACACCCUCCGGCUCCCUUGAUUUGCUUGGCGGAGUCUGCUCUACACUUGUACACUACUACACCUUUUGUAAUUGAGAUGUAGAACGAAUGAGCAUUCACCAGAAGCAAGAAUGCAUUGGAAAAUGAAAACCAGCUUGCCUUUCAACUCUGAUUUUAGUUCAACAGUCAGGUCCUGUAGCAUGCAGUAUUUGCUAUUAGAGUGUCGAGUAAGUCUUGACAAGUGCACCUAUCAUUAUCAAUGUGUCUAGUCUAACAGCAAGCUGAUAGAAACCUAUUCCCGACGGGUUUCCAUUAUAAUUAGGCCUAAUACAAAAAAAGGUCCAUAGUUUGGAGUUUGGGUCAUUUGUACCUAAUAGAAUUGUAAGAACGAUUUGCGGAAUAAGAACGACACAGGAUUUUGCGUGGU